GAAGAAGAUUAAGACUUGCCCAGACGCUUAUGCCAUCUUCGAAACUGAGGCCAGCCGCGAUGCGGCAGUAGAAACUGCCGAGGCCUCCGGCGGCGUGGAGUUCCAUGGCAACACGCUCCUCCUGAAUGCCUCCCGCGUGGAGCCGCAGACGGUCCAGUGGAAGAACUGCGCCAACACCGAUCUCGUCGUCAAGGCAAAACGCAUUGCCAUGGGCAUGUGCAUCAUGUUUGCUGGUUUGGCCCUUUGGGUGGUGGCCUUCUACUUGCCCUACGCCUGGUUCACCUUGACUUUCAACUACUCCUACGGCCAGGAGCCCGGAUUCGUGGCUGGCAUGACCUUCUCCAUGGUCGUCGUUGCGGGCAAUGCGCUGAUGUAUUUGGUGUGCAGCGAGGUGGCCGACCGCACACGCUUCAUCUACAUCGACGACCGGGAGGUUUGCUACAUGCUUCUCUACUGCUUCGCCUGCGUCUUCAACGUGGCUCUUGAUCUGAUCACCACCUACAUGGUGGCCUACCGGGUUAAUGUUGGUCUCCGCAUGAAGACGUACGACGGCACCCUCCUGUCCAACUUGCAGUCCUUCUCCGACCGCUUCGAAUCCUAUGCCAUGCAGCGCACCCUGGCGAACAACCUCUAUGCCUAUGCCUUCCCUGCAACCUUCCUCAUCCCUUUCCUCAUUGAGCCCGUUGCGACCAUCUACGCACCCUACAAGCUCAUGGUCAUGAUCAUCCGCACGCAGCCGCACAUUAAGGGCUUCAUGGCCGAGAACUUGUUGGGAGGUUUGGUCUUCGAUCUCUCGCGCUAUGCCGACCUGAUGCUGGAUGCAAUGAUCGCCGUGCUCAUCUUCUUCUUCCCAGGCGGCUUCAACAUUCAGAUGUUCCUUGGCAUGGCCUUGUCCCACGUGUACAUCUACGCCUUCGACCACUACCGCGUCCUCCGGUCCAUCCAGAGCUGCAACUACACAGACAAGAUGGUGGACUGGUGGUCGCAGUGGCUGAUGGCCAUCCCCUGUGGCUGCAUGUUGGCCUGCUUCGUCUUCAAGGCCAACUGCCAGCCGGGAUACUUCUGCAUGGAAGGAGACGAGAUGGUUACUGCAUGUGCACUGGCGUUCUUUGCCCACAUCCUGCUCCACACCGUGCUCCUGAAGUAUGUCGUGCCCAAGUUCGGCCUGACUGGCGAGUCUGAUGGUGCUGAGACGAACACCUACAAGGAUUGCUCUCAGCGCCUAGCCUGCUCCUGGUUCACUGCGAACCCGGUCUACUGCCUCCGCUCGCAAUACGUCUACAAGCACAGCCCACCCUGCACCUACUUCCUCCCAGGCAAGGAGCACUUGAUUGAGAAGAACGAAGAGAUCGGCCUCUUCUUUGAGGACUGCCCAGCCAAAGAGGAGGACUAUGACGCUCCGCACGUGGACACUGAAGCGCUGAAGGCAAAGGUCUCGGAUCUCCGUGGGAAGGUCACCGCACAGGCAGAGGAGCUUUCAGGCAAGGUUUCUGGCCAUUUCGAGGACCUUUCCGGCAAGGUGAGCGGACAGUUUGAGGACUUGAAGGGAAAGAUGUCUGGAAAUCUGGAGGACCUGAAGGGAAAGAUGUCCGGAACUUUCGAUCGCUUCCUGAAGAAGGAGGAUCCCUCUGGCCCGUCUGGCGAGGGUGGUUCAAGCAGCUGA
Molecule: messenger RNA, 1663 nt
Organism: Symbiodinium sp. CCMP2456
Lineage: Eukaryota; Dinophyceae; Suessiales; Symbiodiniaceae
Source: the annotation of a GenBank genome assembly